AUGCGCCCCAAAAGCCGGAAUGAUUUUGCGAUCGCGAUUAUCUGCGCCCUCCCCCUCGAGGCUGACGCCGUUGAAGCCCUUUUCGAUGAAACCUACGAUCGGCUGGCAAAAUACUAUGGCAAGCAGCAAGGCGACGCGAAUUCAUACAUUAACGGAAGGAUUGGCAACCAUGAUGUGGUCCUGUGCUACUUGCCAGGAAUAGGAAAAGGAAGCGCAGCAAGUGUUGCCUCAAGCCUGCAAGUCAGCUACACUGGUAUCCAGCUUGCUUUAGUUGUUGGUAUAUGUGGAGGCGUCCCAACGCCACCAAACUGUCAGGAGAUAUUCCUAGGCGAUGUUAUUAUCAGUGACUCGGUGAUCGAAUAUGACUUCGGCAGGCAAUACCCUGGUGGUUUUCAACGGAAUUCUUGGGUUAAGGACACGUUCGGAAGGCCGGAUCAAGAAAUUCAGACUCUUCUGAAUAGCCUGAGUGCUGAUAAUGCUUGCAACGAACUUCAAAACCAGAUGCGAAAAUAUCUUGAGACGCUUCAGCAAGGAGGAACCAGGUGGCACCAUCCACAAAUCAAUGAUAUUCUUUUCAAGGCUUCUUAUCUUCACAAGCAUCACGGGCAUGCUUCUUCUAUUAAAUGUGGCUGUUCAGGUGACCUACCUGAUGAGAUUUGUGAAGGAGCACUGGAGAAGGAUUGUGACUAUCUUGGAUGUGACAAAACCCAGGUAAUCCGUCGUCGACAGACCUUGGAAGCUGUCACGGUCUCUACACAUAUUGGAACAGUCGCCUCCACUGAUACAGCAAUGAGAUCUGGACAACACCGUGAUGAAAUCAUUAGACAAGAGAGGGUCAUUGGGUUUGAAAUGGAGGGGGCAGGCGUGUGGGAUAAUAUUUCGUGCAUCCAUAUUAAGGGGGUGUGUGACUAUGCAGACGGCCAUAAAAGCAAGUCAUGGGAAGCGUAUGCUGCAGCGAGUGGAGCCUCCGCAGCAAAAGCUUUCUUGGAGUACUGGAGGCCUCAGGACAGAGACGCGAGCAGAAACCCUUACUUGAUGAUUCCAUUUAGGAGAAAUCCGCGUUUUGUGGGCCGCCAGGAUGAAAUCCACAAAUUGGAGGAUUUGAUCUCUGUGCCGGACGGACCAAAAAAGCUUGUCAUUUCCGGAUCAGGAGGGGUUGGGAAGACCCAAAUAGCUCUAGAGCUAGCCUACCGCACGCGAGACAGAGAUCCUGAAUGUUCAAUCUUUUGGAUCCCAUGCACAAGCUAUGAGGGUGUUGAACAGGCCUGGAUAACUAUUGCACAGAUAUUAGGGAUCCAGAACGUGAAGCCGGCAGAUUUGAAAGACUAUAUCAAGGCUUACUUUAGCCAAAGAGAGAGGAAAUGGCUUCUAAUCUUCGACAACGCAGAUAAUAUGGACAUGUGGAUCAAGGGUAGUAGUACCGCCCCGCCACUCAAGGACUUCCUUCCUUAUAAUGAGCGAGGUCAUACUAUCUUUACCACUCGCAAUCAGGAGUUAGCUGUGAAACUGGGAUCCUCUAAUGUGAUACAAGUGCGCGAACUCAAUGAAAAGACUGGUGUGGAAUUUCUGGAAAAAUCACUAAUUCACAAAAGCCUGCUCAACAAUAGCUACACAGCAAUUACACUUCUUAAAAAGCUUACUUUCCUUCCAUUAGCUAUUACCCAAGCUGCAGCAUAUAUCAACGAAAAUGGUAUAGGAGUGCCUGAUUAUUUGCUCCUUCUCCAAGAACAAGAGGUAGAUAUUGUGGAGCUAUUAAGUGAGGGUUUUAGUGGUGAUGGACUGUACAAAGAUAUCCAAAGCCCAGUAGCCAUGACAUGGCUAAUCUCAUUUCGUCAGGUUCAGAAGCUUGACCGACUUGCUUCUGACUAUCUAUCACUUAUGGCUUGUGUUGAUCCGCGCAAUAUCCCGGAAUCCUUCCUUCCACGGCCGGCAUCCAAAAAGAAGAUGACAGAUGCUCUGGGGCUUCUAAGCGCCUACUCUUUUAUUACUAUCCAACCUGGGAAUGGCUCUGUAACCCUACAUCGCCUGGUGCACCUGGCAACUCGAAACUGGAUGAGGAAGGAAGAACAAUUUCCACUUUACAUAAGAAAAGCAGCAGACCGAUUAAAUGAGACCUUCCCUCAUAAUGAUUAUACCAACCGACAGCUUUGGAGGGAAUACCUACCCCAUGCCCUAUCCUUAUUGGGUGAGGAUGAGUUUAAAAAACAACAAGAACAGUAUAUUGACUUUAUACGGAGAGUGGGGACCUGCUUGGAUAGUGAUGGGAGGUACAAUGAAGCAGAGAAGUUAUUGAUGCAGGUGAUGGCGAUCCGGAAACAGGUGCUAGGGCUAGAGCAUCCUGACACUCUGACUAGCAUGGCCGACCUUGCAUCAACAUACUGGGGUCAGGGACGAUGGAAGGAAGCAGAGGAGCUACAGAUACAAGUAAUGGAGACAUCAAAACGGGUGCUAGGGUCAGAGCAUCCUGACACUCUGACCAGCAUGGCCGACCUUGCAUCAACAUACUGGG
Aspergillus alliaceus is the source of this 2509-nucleotide messenger RNA. Its product is annotated as nucleoside phosphorylase domain-containing protein. The transcript has 2 exons. The record is from RefSeq and is a predicted model, not a curated record. The annotation marks the transcript as partial. Gene Ontology annotation, molecular function: ADP binding; protein binding; catalytic activity. NCBI's taxonomy places the organism in Eukaryota, Fungi, Ascomycota, Eurotiomycetes, Eurotiales, Aspergillaceae. Gene Ontology annotation, biological process: nucleoside metabolic process.